AUGGCACGUAUGAAAAAACGAGGUAAUUCACCGCCAAUUCAAACAAUUACUAAAUAUAAUCGUCAUGCAGAAGAAUCAGACGAUGAAGAAGAAGAAGAAGAAGAAUAUACUUAUGACGAUCCAACAAAAGAAAUACUUAAUAAAAGUUCAUCAGAUAAACUUUCAUGGCGAACCAAAAUAGCCUAUGGUGCUGUUGGUUUACCUUAUUCAAUGCAAUUAUCAAUUAUUGCUUUUUAUAUAAAUGAAUUUCUUUUGGAUAUUGCUAAAGUAUCACCAAUAUAUAAUGCAAUUAUUUUAUUUACUAGUCGUCCUAUUGAUGGUUUAACUGAUCCUAUUGGUGGUUAUCUUUUUAGUCGAUGUUCAUUUAGAUGGGGAAAAAUGAGACCUUGGAUACUUUUUUCAGCACCUUGUGUUGCACUCUGCUAUUUCGGUAUAUGGUGUCUUCCAAAUAUUUCUAGCGGUGGUAAAUUAGCCUAUUAUCUCAUACUUCAUUCUUUACUAUGGACAUUUAUGACUGCAUCACGCAUUCCACAUACGGCUCUUACUAUUUAUUUAACAUUAGAUCAAAAUGAACGAGAUCAAUUAACAAAAUUUCGUACUUUAUUUGAAGCUGCUGGUCUAUUACUUUCGAUUGCUCUUCAGUCAGGUGUUACAGCUAUGUUUAAAGCAUCAAAAAUUAGACCAAACUGUGACAAUUCAACGUUUGUUAAUGGAUCAAAUAAUAAUGUAAUAGAAUAUUCCACGACUACAACGAUGGAACCGGAUUUAACGGUACCAAGUAAUGUGGCAGGUGCUUAUAUGACUUCAGCUGGUAUUGUAGCAUUAGUUCAUAUUUUAACAGCAUUAUUUUUAUUUAUUUCUGUUCGUGAAGUUGUUGAUGUUAUUCAAACAAGUGAAACAAGUUAUUUGAAAGGUUUUAAAAUGAUAAUACGUUUUAAACCAUUUAUGAUCUUAACAGUAGCAACAGUUGCAUCUAUUCUUGCAACUCAGUCAAUUCAAAGUGUUCUUGAACUUUAUUUAACUCAUGUAAAAAAAUCACAUGGAAUGUUUCCAUUUCUGGCUGGAACAUUAAUUAUAUCAACAAUGAUUCUUUUAUUUGUAUGGUCAAUAAUAAUGCGUCGAAUUGGAAAGAAAAAAAGUUUUUUUAUUGGAAAUUUAUGUUUAAUACCAACUGUAAUCAUUAUAUUAAUUACUAAAUCUCCUAUAGCUCUUUUAUUUGUUGCAGCAAUUGUGGGUGCCAAUACAGUUGCUUGUGGUUAUAUCAUGCCAUGGGGCAUGUUACCAGAUUGUAUUGAUGCAUUUACGCUAGAAACAGGUCGAAGACCUGUAGAAAUUUUUUAUACAUUCUUUUUUCUUGGUGCUAAACUUGUACAAGCAUUAUAUGCGGGUAUUGUUCAAUUAUCAUUAGGUGCAAGUGGUUAUGAUGCUAAACAAUGUCAACAACCAUCAUCAGUCGCAUUAACAUUAAGUAUAUUGAUGGGUGCUGUUCCAGGUUGUGUACUGAUUGUAUCAACAGUAUGUUUAUAUUUUUAUUCAAUUGAUGAUAAACGAGCUAAAGAAAUUCAAUACGAAUUGAAAAACAUGAGAAACACAUCAUCACCUGAGAAAAAUUUGGCCAAUAAGUCAAAAGAAAAAAAUAAAAGAAUCGAUACAGAAGUAGAUGACAGUUAUUUAUAA
Molecule: messenger RNA, 1677 nt
Organism: Rotaria sordida
Lineage: Eukaryota; Metazoa; Rotifera; Eurotatoria; Philodinida; Philodinidae
Source: the annotation of a GenBank genome assembly